Cylicocyclus nassatus is the source of this 2628-nucleotide messenger RNA. The record is from the annotation of a GenBank genome assembly. Lineage: Eukaryota; Metazoa; Nematoda; Chromadorea; Rhabditida; Strongylidae.
UACGGUUCUUUCAAGGGUGGAGAUGGUGAUGGCUCCAGAUGCUUGCCAUUAUGCGUACUCGGUUUCGGAUUCGAAGAUCAUAUGUGCCUUGAGCAAAGUAAACACAAGGGAUGAACAGAAAGUUCCUACUUCUGGAGUGUUCGGAAUGUUCCACGAGCACUUGCCAGUCCUGCAUCUGGCCUAUGCAAACCCGAUCGUACGGCAAUUGUUGAUCGAAAUGCACGUAAUUUUUGAGAAAUGCCGUCAAUCUGCUCAGCUCGGAAGGAUAACAGCUCUCGAAACAUUAUCAAUAUCUCGUGAAUAUCGGUCAGCAUUACUUCACUGUGCAGACGAAAUUGGAGGCGACGACGAAAAUGUUUAUAUGCGUGACUUCACCAUUUGGACACUCUUCGAAACCAUGUUUUUCAAGCAAGGAGAUACUCCGAUAUGCCUUGAUCUCAUCUCAUGGGGUUUGGAGUCAUUCACAUUUAUCGACAAACUUGUACAGAAAGCGUUCAAAGAGUUAGAUGAAGGUGUGGAUGUUGGUGGAGGAAGUUAUUGGAGAACGGUGUGCAUGACAAUGAUAGGAUGUCGAUUUGACACCUGCAUCGAUUUCUUAAGCCUUUUGAAAGGUGAUAAAGCAGCUGAAAGAUUCAUCAAUAUAUUGAGCAGCUUGGACUGGAAUUGGCUGACUGAUGAAGGAAAGAUCCCGAAGCUGGAUCGAUGGAAGCAUGAGCUGGCGUCAGCUCUCUCUUCUGGUGUAUUCGCCAGCAAUCGAAACAUUCUCUUCUUGGCGCAGUUGUUGAAUGGUGACAGGAAGAAUCUUGAACGAGCUGCUUCUGCUGUGGUAGCGGAAUGGUGGCAUCUGAUGCCUUUCUACACCUUCGUGAAAAAUGCCACAGUUGCCUAUAACGAGCUGGGACCGCUAGCUGAAAAAUGUCGUAGUUUAUUCGAUAACGAAAAGGAUAAUGGCGAUUUUGAUGCUUUUCUGUCUAUUCUGUGCAUGAAAGACAUUUCGGUGUUGCAGAAUCUGAUAUCGAAUCCGUGGCUUUCUGCUCACUUGAUUGACACAUUGUUACAUACUGAUUCUGAGUAUGCUUCCCUCCCCACAUUGGCGGAGAUCAGAGACUUUUUGCUGAUGGACUACGCAUCGGGAUUGAUUCAGGAUAGUUGCCUGUGGGAAAUAGGUGCAGAUUACUUGUUACAUUGUGGAUCUGAAGGUCGGCUAAGGCUGGAAAAUCACAUUGAGGCAAUGCAUAUCGAAGAUGAAGCAAUGGCGGAGAAUCUCAUGCGCAUAUGUGUGGAGCAGGAGCUGGAUGAUUCUAAAGCAUGCGUGGUGAAUACUAUGACUUACCGUUAUUUGCGGGAAGGAGAGUGGAGUGCUGCACUGUCAUGGGCUUUACGAGGUGGUCGAGGACCGGCCCUCGAUACUGCAGUCAACAGAAUUGUAUGGCAUGCAGACAAGAAUGAGCUGGCUUCCAUGAGUUUACUGGACCAUUUGGCUGACUACGUCGCUGAACUGGAGUCUCCAUCUCUCGCUUUCCUUUUCAACUACUAUCGUUUCCACCGAUUUUUGAGCAUUGGGGACGUCCGCUCUGCCGCACCGGUGUUAGUAUCACUAAUCUCCUCGACAAACGUUCCGCUGUCUUUCCACAAAAUUCUCUUCUAUUAUUUGAAGCUCAUUCUAGCGGAUGCUCCGCAGGUUCAAAUUCCUGCUGAAAAUUUACAUGAGCUGGUGUCGUUCUUCCGUCAGUAUUCCAUCGAUAACGGUGAAGACAUGGAAGAUUCGGAAGACACUGUUCGUUCGUUGAAGCAUCUUCUACUCCUCCGAUUAGCUGAUGCGGAGAUGGCUUCCGUAUGCGUACAAUGAUGCACCAGCACUAUGACGGAUCCCUAGAAGGAUGUGCUUACAGCUGAUCAUUUUAUUUCCAAAUAUAGGUGAUAAAUGUUUGGAAGUAUCUGAAGUGCAGACAAUGGUUGUGAAUCUAUCCGGUAAUAAAGUGAUCUUCGUGCUUUGCUGCAGUUUCAACAAACACAUAGCGUACUCCGAGCGACGACCUCGUGUGCUUUGCUGCUAUCUCUCUCGCGUUCUUUCUCGCUUUUCUUUUCACACUCUCGGUAAUGCGCGUUCUUUCGGCGAACUUACGCUGGACGGCUCUUUGCUGUCACCUCUGUUCUCUGCUAUCCUCACUUUUCUUUCGUGGAGACUGUUUCUGCACUGAGACUGUCCUUUCAUGUCGUUUUAUCAUGUCACACUGCACCUUUGUUUUCAAAGUCUUUAUCUUUGUUUCUGGUGUAAAAUGGCCACAGUAUUGUUUUCUGUCUAUGGAUGAUGUCAUCCGCUCUUGAGCUAUUUGGAUGCUUUGGGUCAUUGGAUCUUAUUAUAUGACCUCAUUAUCUUUGACCUGAGAGGUGGAAUUUCUUACGAACCAAUGUUGCUCUACACUAUUUUGAUCACAUUUUUUGACAAUGGAAGUCUUAUGCCUACUACUGUCAUUUUUUUCAUCCAUGCGUAUGACUUUUUCUCUACUUCAUAAUAUCGCUUGUUUUUGUUUCAUUUCAUUCUGCACAUUGUGAUUACCGAAAUUUCCCAAGGAGUAAUUAGGUUGGUAUAAAAAUUCGUCGCACCAUUUUUCAAACACUCAGAAC